Acanthamoeba castellanii str. Neff is the source of this 3966-nucleotide messenger RNA. RefSeq names its product RhoGEF domain containing protein. The record is from RefSeq and is a predicted model, not a curated record. The coding region runs from base 1 to 3966 and encodes 1321 amino acids. Gene Ontology annotation, molecular function: guanyl-nucleotide exchange factor activity. Lineage: Eukaryota; Discosea; Longamoebia; Acanthamoebidae. The transcript is spliced from 13 exons.
AUGGAGCACCCUACAUCAAGUAUUGUGGAUGACCCUCCUCCACGCUCUCCUCCCUCGUCCACGCCCUCAGUCGUCGUCGCGCCUCCCGAGGAGGAGGCAGUCAUUAAAACCAGGCCGCGCGCCUCUGUGUGCUCCGUGGCGUGCUGGCUGUUUGAGCCGCACGAGUGGAAACCAGCCAUCUGUCGCAACUGCUUCAGCUCCCUAGCCGCCCACAAACUCGACGUCAAGUCCGCCGCGCGCGACCACCCGUCCGCCCUGCUCAAGCCCGGCUCGCGGCUCUCCCGGCGGAUUCGCGUGCCCCACUACGAGACCUUCGAGUUCAAGCUGCGCGAAAACCAGCAGCAGGAGCCGCAGCUGCUCCCUCCCCUCUUCAAGUCGCCGCGCUCUCCCCGCAGCGUGCCCGUCGUGGCGGAUGUCAAGCUCGAGAGCGAGGGCGUGCCCGCCGCCGCUGCAGCUUCUUCGCCCAGCCUCCCCGUGCCUGUGCCCGAGACCAGCAGCCGCACCACCAUCACCGACGAGGCAGGUGAAGCGAAAGGUGACGGCCAGAGCGAGAUGCGAUCUGGGAAAGAAGAACCGCAACAGGGCGAGGGUAAGGUGGAAGCCGAUAGCGAAGCCGGGAAGCAAGAGCAAGCUGAAGGCGAUGGUGGGAUGGAGGGCGAGAGCGCAGAGAAGAAGAACGAGGUGGAUGGCGUCGAGGCUCUACGACCAGAAGAGAAGGCCGUCGGUCCCGAUGUGGGCGAGGAGAAGGGAGAGGUCGCCCCAGUGGCCGCUGAGCGAAGUGCUGCGGCACAGGCAGAAGGCGACGAUGCGCCUCGGAGGCUGCGGGAGGCCCUGGCGGUGAUCGACAAGCUGCGCGCCAAGAUCGCGCGCAAGAAUGCGCGGCUGGAGGAGGCCGAAGAAGAGGCUGAGGAGGUGGGUAGCACGCUCAAGAGCAGGAUGUACGACCUACUCAAGGAGGCAGCCCAGACCGAGAAGACACAGAAGCAGCUGAUGGACGAGCAGGCCCAGGCCCGGCAGCGCGAGAAGGAGGCACUUGAAAAGCUGAUCGAGGAGCAGGCCCAGGCCCUGCAGCGCGAAAAGGAAGCGCAGGAGCAGCUGCGGGAGGAGCAGGCCCAGGCCUGGCAAAGCGAGAAGCAAGCACUGGACAAGCUGAUCGAGGAGCAGGCCCAGGCCUGGCAGCGCGAGAAGGAAGCACUGGAGGAGCUGAUGGAGGAGCGAGCCCAGGCGUCGGCGCGCGAGGUAGAGACGCAGAAGCGGCUGAUGGAGGAGCAGGCCCAGGCCUGGCGGCACGAAAAGGCGUUCUGGAUGCAGGAGACCUCCACCGUCAAGCGAGCCUUCACCCUGUUCAGGCGCCAGUCCAUGGUCGCACCGUUCAAGUCACUACAUCUGGCGCCGCCCGCGCUGCCCCAAGAGGAAGCCAAGCCGGUGACCUACGACGACCAGGCCGUGCGGGCUUGUCAGAGCAUCGUGCGCAGCUGGCUGGCCCGACGGCGGGGCACCCGACUCAUCACCCUCGUGCGCGCCUACUCGGUGUCCCCCCACGCCAAGACGCAGAGGCGACGCUUCGCCACCAUCCGCGAGUUCAUCCAAUCCGAGCGAAACUACACCGAAAUGCUCCAACAUGCCAUCGAGCACUAUAUGUUGUCGCUGCGCGAUAAGGCGGAAUUCGAGGCGAGCACGUUCUCCUGCGAGGACGUGGAGAGUCUGUUCAACAACAUGGAGAUGCUGGCCAUCAUCUCCCAGCAGUUCUUGCAAGCGCUCGAGCAGCGUUUUGCCAGCACCGACAAAUUCACCUGCUAUGGCGACAUCAUCCUCAAGUUUCAAACGGUGUUGCCGCUGUACUCAGUCUAUUACCGCAAAUACGAGGAAACCAACGAGCAGCUGCUGCGCCUCAGCGAGAACGAGGAGUUCAGCCAAUAUGUCGAUGAAUUGCAAAAGAAUUCGUCGUACAAUCCCAUGCUGGACCUCAAGGUCUACCUGUACCGGCCGUGCCAGCGCAUACCCCAAUACAGCAUGCUGCUCAAGCAGCUGCUCUCCUACACACCCGGCGAGCAUGUGGACUACACCAACAUCAUGACGGCGGCCGAAAGGAUCCAGACGAUUCUCUCGCUGCUCAACAGGCGCACCGAAGUCGAACACUCCAAGAGGAAGAUGCAAGAGCUGCAGAACAAAGUCACCGGCUACGACAAGAAUCUGGCGGACGAUCGGGCGCGGCGGUUCGUCGAGGAGGACGCUGCUCCUCGGUACCCGGGCAACACGAUGAAGCUCGCCGACAACAGCACCAAGGGCCCCUCGCUGUCGGCUGAGGUGAAGACCGUGCCCACGUCACAGCAGGCCGGGAGCUUGAAGGUGAGGCCGAUCCGCGUCUUUGUCUUGUCGGACAUGCUCUUGUUCGCCAAGUCGCUGGGCAACGGCACCUACCGCUACAAGUUCAGCAUUCCGCUUGGCGGGGCGGUGGUGACGGAGAUGCAGGGCUUCGACAACACGCUCCUGAUCAAGGCCAAGGGGGGCGCCGACCGCUUCUUCCUCUUCAAGGACGCCGCCGAGCGACGCAAGUGGACCGCCACGCUGUGGCCCAUGAUCCUCGUGCUCAGCGCCGACGGCCGGGUCAAGCCCGACAUGCGGCGAAAGAUGAACCGCGGGCAUCACAUGCGCCUGACACACAUCGGGAUGACCAACCUGAUGAAGGUGUCGCUAGGCCAGGAGCCCGGCGAGACGCCCGAGCUCGACCACUCGCUGGGCCGCGGCGACGAAGAGACCUCCUCGCCCGCCUCCCCCACCACCACCUCCCGGCCGCCGCUGCCGGUCGUGGUAUUGGGAGGGAUUACCACCUCUGCCGAGCUCCCGGCCGAGGAGGUGGUCGAGCCCCGGGUGCUGCUGAGCUCGCAGACGAAGCUGCUCUCCCCGCGCUCUCCACGCCUAGCGGCAGUGCCCACCGGCGCCGCGGCACCAUCCGAUCCUGACGUCGGCAAAGAAGACAGCAGCAGCAACAACAACGAAGUCGACGAAGAGAACGAAGACGGCGGCGGUAGUAGCUCGGCGAGGCGCGGAAGCAGUGCUGGUGGGGAGGGGAGGGACGGCAGGAGAGAGAGGCGUCAGUCCACCGUGCGGCGGAGGGACGAGGAGGAGCAGCAGCAGCAGCGCGAGCCGUCGCAGAGGAAGCGCAGCCGACGCGACAAGCAGCUGCCGCCACUCAUAAGGGGCAGCGACCGCGAACGUGAUAACAAGCCCAGCAGCCCGGCGAGGCCGCCCACCACUCGGCCACCGCACCCGAGCGCGGCGUGGCUCGAGGCCGACCACGACGGCGACCGGAGCCGUCAGCGCCGAGCGGAGGAGUCGUCGUCAUCGGCGUCGCGGCGGCUCAGCACCAGCAGCAUCCGGUCCGACGCCUCACGCGCCUCGCGGCCCGCCAAGACCACGCCGUCGAGCAAGUCCGCCUACCACUCACUCACCGGCAAGACCCAUCACGGCAGCAAGGAGCGAGAGAAGAGGCCGACCGCCUCGAGCCGCUCGCAGAUCGUGAGGGGCAGCGGCCGCCCGGCCGGACCCUGCAGGUCUGGUGAGGCUCGAGACGGUAGCGGCGGCGGCGGCGGCGGCGGCGGUGGCGGCGAUGGUGAGAACGGCUCGCGCAGCUCGGAGGUCAGGGCAACGGAGACCUUGGUGCGCAAGCGAACGCGCAGCAACAGCUUCGACGAGGCGACGAUCAAGCGCUUCGUCGGGGCCGCGAAGUUGGAGAAUAAGAGCAGCGGUACUCCCGCCGGCAGCGCCCUCACCAAGACGACCGUCACCAGCAGCCCUCGGCGUCGGCCCCUCAGGCGCAGCACCAGCGCCAACAAUCCCACCCCUUCCGACGCCGCCUCGCCUCGCACCGACGACGACGAUGAGGAUCUCUCGAGGAGGAGGGCGGAACGGAAGAGCUCUACGGCCACGGACAGGCGCGGCUCCAAGGCAGGCCUGCGCGUCUGA